Molecule: messenger RNA, 6891 nt
Organism: Girardinichthys multiradiatus
Lineage: Eukaryota; Metazoa; Chordata; Actinopteri; Cyprinodontiformes; Goodeidae
Gene: mbnl2
Product: muscleblind-like splicing regulator 2
Exons: 10
Coding region: 1108-2274 (388 amino acids)
Molecular function (GO): metal ion binding
Source: RefSeq, a predicted model, not a curated record
CUGGAAGUGUUACAGCCAAAUAGUUUGAGUAGACACUCUUUUGCUUCCUGCCUGCCCGUCUGCCUCGCUCGCUUUGCUCUGCGGCUACGAGAGAGACGCUGAGAGAAAAUCCCUGUCUAGGCAUGGACCUCUGGCUGCAGCGCUCGGCAGCUUGCGAGGAAUGACAACAGCUCACAUGGUCAUUAACUCCACUCGCUGGGGCAGACGGGAGAACCGCACCAGAGCCAACGGGUGCCUCCUGUGUUUGGGACUAAGACAGAAGGACGCAGCUGAGCUCCAGGAAUGGAUAAACUGAGCUCUGACCAACUUCCCUGUCACUACUGAAGAGAAGCGUCCCCACAGCAUGAUGUUGCCACCAUUAUGUUUUAUAACAUGUGGAAGGUUCAAAUGAUCGUAGACAGAAAGUGCCUUUUGAGACAACAUCUCUACUUGAAGAUUUUGUCCGAAGAGCUCCGGAUAUUCCUCUGCAGUCUCUGCUGGUCAACGUUUAGCUCCAAGUCCUUCCUGAGUCCUGGUUUGUCCCCAUCUGCGCUCUUAGUGUGAAUAAACCCGAGCUGAAGCUGACGCCGCUUCACUGCUGGCCAGGGUGCCAAAGCGCCUCGGAUGUGGAGAGCUGCAAUCUUUGGGUUGUCCUAAAAUGUGCCAUUGUACUUUAAAAUAGGGCCACCUUUGCUCCCCAACACCCACCCUGCAAAAGAUAUCAUUACUCAUAAAAGGGACAUUUUGAGGACACUGGUGCAACCAAUACAGGUUGUCUCCAGGCAUGCCCCCUCUGCCUUGCCAGAUGUCUGCACUUGAGAUUUACUGAUUGAUGAUCACUCUGCUUGGCUGACAAACUCCACAACAACACAACUGUCCAUUCCCAUGCUCAGGUCACAGAGACUUUACCACCAGAUUUCCUCCGUUUUUUUUUGUCCUUCACUGACCUGAGGCAGAGUAUUUUUAGCCACACGUUCCAUCACUUUUAGUUGUCGUGCAUUUCAUUUUAUUGCCAGUUUUUUUUAUUUAUUUAACUGGAACGCUUUGAAACACCUCCUCUCAGGAUAACCUCCUCCCUAAACCGAGUGGCUCCUCUGCUUCCCCAGCUCCGCAGCCAUCACCCUCGACAUGGCGCUAAACAUAGCCUCGAUACGGGACACAAAAUGGCUGACCCUGGAAGUGUGCCGGCAGUUUCAGAGAGGAACGUGUUCGCGCAGUGACGAGGAAUGCAAAUUUGCCCACCCACCCAAAAGCUGCCAGGUGGAGAAUGGGAGAGUCAUUGCCUGUUUUGACUCGUUAAAGGGUCGUUGCACGCGAGAGAACUGCAAAUACCUCCACCCACCUGCUCACCUGAAGACCCAGCUGGAGAUCAAUGGGCGAAACAACCUGAUCCAGCAGAAGACUGCAGCCGCCAUGUUGGCUCAGCAGAUGCAGUUCAUGAUCCCCGGAACAACCAUGCAGCCUGUGCAGACGUUUCCAGUGAGCCAGGGCUUGGGAUCCAGCGCAGGCUUGAGCUACACACCUUACCUAACCCCGAUGUCCCAUAGCAUGGGCCUGGUUCCCACAGACAUUAUGUCCAGCACUCCCGUCAUCGUCCCCGGCAGCCCACCUGUGUCAGUGACUGGCGGUUCCUCCUCCAAUCAGAAACUUCUCCGUGCCGACAAGCUGGAGGUCUGCCGCGAGUUCCAGCGGGGCAACUGCGCCCGCGGCGAGACGGACUGCCGAUUUGCUCAUCCGAGCGACAGCCCCAUGAUUGACACCAGCGACAAUACGGUCACCGUGUGCAUGGACUACAUCAAGAGCCGCUGCUCCCGCGAGAAGUGCAAGUACUUUCACCCCCCGGCCCACCUGCAGGCCAAGAUUAAGGCUGCCCAGCACCAGGCCAACCAGACAGCUGUGGCUGCGCAAGCUGCAGCCACAGCCGCAGCCAUGACUCAGUCGACUGCCAAAGCAAUGAAGCGACCCCUCGAGGCAACUGUAGACCUGGCGUUCCCCCACGGUGUCCUCCAGCCCCUACCAAAGAGACCAGCACUUGAGAAGAGCAACGGAGCAAGCUCUCUGUUCAACCCCAGUGUUUUGCACUACCAGCAGGCGCUGGCCAACGCACAGCUCCAGCAGCCCGCUUUCUUUCCCACAGGGUCAGUGUUGUGCAUGACCCCCAGCAGUCUUGAUCAUCCUGAAGUGAGCGUCAGGAGGGAAGCAGAGUGUCACGAAGCUGCACUAGGAAGCCCAAAACAGCCCCUCUGUAAAUACUACCUUGCCUCUCCCAUAGAGGUCCAGCAACCUGCAUGCUAAGAGUGUAACACUUCAAUUUAACCACAAGAACUGCAGUGCCGGUGUAACACACACACAUACACACUCACACACACAGAAAACAAAAGAUACACACACGUAAUAUAUAAAAUACUGUAUGUAUUGCUAGAAAACAGAAUAUGAACAUAAAAAAGUAACAAAUAUUCUUAUGUAUAGUGCAUACAUAGCAGAUACACUAUAGAUACAGUGGAAUAUCUCCUCUUGCAUAUUUAUUUUAGAAAUUCUGCGCAGCGUUCGCCCCUUUGGUUGGUUGAAGCAGAUGUUUGGUUGAAGCAGCAGACUUAAAGAGCUCCUACACAGAACCACACCUUCGCAUUCGGCUUUUUCGGAAGGGUUUUUUUCUCUCUCGCUGUUUAAAACGUUAAUCAUCCUGUCACAGGUCAGGGUGCCUCCACCUGCCCCAGAUGCUGAAGCUCAUCCUCUUGCCCAACAUUUUAUCCCUGGAAACAUCUUGCCAAAGUUGGUUACCAUAGAGCACAGGCCCUCCUAAAUUCGUCUACUUUUAAUUUCGCCAUUGCUGCAAAGUCGACCUGCUCGCCCUUUAUUUGCCGUGACGCCGAAUUCAGCUUGUAUGCAUGCAGUCAGGACUGGAGAGGCUAAAAGCUCGAGCCUGUGCCAAGGGCUUGACAGAGCUGGAGGGUUAACUUCAGGCAUACCAAGCCUUGUGUGUGUACGUGCGACUGUGUGCGUUGUAUGUGUCGUAUCAGGAAACUGAUGGUCUGCCGGCAGACUGCAACUUUAAGCAAGGACUUGCAAAAGAUGGCAACUCCAGGCCUGGUAGAAGAGUUUGUUUGUUUUAUUUUUUAGGACCGGGGGACAUGUGAGGGAUUUAAGUGCUAAAUCUAAACAAAAACAAACAAAAAAAAGUUUGAAAAAAAAAAAAAAAGAAAACGGUGCAUUUGACGACACUCGUCAAGCAAAAAGAUGACUUGAACUUGAACUGGAGGGCUAUCUGUGACCGUCGGUUGUCCUGUCCAACCCUACUAUCACCGAUAAUCCUGUUUCCAUUUUAGAAAACUGUAGAAGUGCCUAAAAAAAUGUUAAAAAGCUCAUCAAUGACACAUAAACAUCCAGAGGUGGAUUACUAGGAGUCAUAAAAACCCACCGGCUGUUAAAACCGUACGGACUCUUUUCGGGGAAAGACAUUACACUCUGUUGCCGGGAAUCAGCUUCCUGGCAGCCGCUCAUUUUACAUCACAAGUGACUUUACUGAAAGAGGAGAGUUCAAUGGAUCGACAAAUCAAAACUAGCUUUGUAGAAUGUUUGGUGACGUUUCACGGUGUAUCCGUCGUUUCUUACAUCGGUUUCAGUAGUUUACAUGAGGAACGUGAGAGAAAAAAACUGCGUAUUGUGAACUGUGUAAUGUAUGUAAAAGUGUCUGUUAUUUUGAAAGUUUCUAUCCACGGUUCUAGAAAAUGUAUUCAGACUUAUUUAAAGAAGUUGUGUUGUGUCUACUAUCAAGGUGUGUUUGAACCUCCGCCUCCCUUAACAAAAAUUCGGUUUAAGCCAAGAUCAGAAAAAUCUCACUCGGAUUUUAUGUUUAACUUCGUGUUUUUAAAUUGGAGGUUUUUACUCCAUUUGAUCACAUUUCUGAUGUAAUCUCAUGGUGCUUGAUCAACACUGACAAUCCACUUUGUUUUCACGCACAUUGUGACCUGUAUGUACCCCGUAGCAACAAUAAUGGAAUAAAGGCCAAUAACAGGAUGUAAUAAAGCCAAUAACGCCACAACGUGCCAAUAUUGUUAUGAAACUUUUGAGCCAAUAUCCUAGCAUGAUUGUAGCAGUGCAAUAAGCUGUGUUAUUGACAUGGUGUUAAAAUAAAACAUUGAAAGGGUAAUAACUGCGUAACACAUGUUGUUAGAUAUUCAUGUUUCUAUCCCAUUUCGCUAAGUGAUCUAACCACCAGCUGCACUUCAAAAUAAUUAUUUGAAUAUUCAUCCAUGCAUGAAAUCAUGAAUUUAUAUAUCUAAGUAAGUAAAAGAUACUCUACUUCAGGUCAUUUUUAAAUAGGCUCUUAGAAUCUUUAAUUAAGGAGAGAGAGUCCUCUUAUUGCUUGUCCUUAAUGAAUAUUUUGGUAAGCAAACAGCAAAAUCUGCAAAAAAACAUAUAUAUUUCCGAGCAUCGAUGGCCUAUUUAUGCAUUACUACAUUAUCAACUAUAGUUAUUACUUUUUUAAAUAAUUUUUGGUUCUACAUUUGAGGGUACCUGAACCUAAAAAGCUCUCUACAGAAAAAGUGUGAUAAAAAUCAAAAAUUAUAAUGAUUUUGUUCACUUUGGCCCAAACCAGACCUAUAAAGGAUUUCUUACAUUUUUGUCCCAUUUCUGUUAUAAUAGCAUAUAUGCAAUUUAUAUAAAUAUAAACAGUGUAGUGCAGAGUGGAGUGUUUGAGGAGGUGUGUAAGUUAUCAGGACCAUUUUGUGUUACGAUAUUUUAAUUAAUUAAUUAAUUAAUAACGCAACGAAAUACAAGAAAGGGGCUUGAUUUAGACCCCUACGUUUGCUCUGCUGCCAACUAGUGGUUAAAUAUAUAAUUUCAUUAAAAAAAUAGCCCCUUCCAGUCUGAGUUUAUACAAAUUUGUACAACGAAUUAGUUUUUUCUGUAAGCAGAUGCUAAAUUAAGUAACCAUUUACUAACCCUAUGCCACUAGCAUUAACAUAGGCAAAAAUAUGAACUAUUAAAUAAUAGAAAGUGGCAAAAAGGUCACAUUUGGGCCAACAGGGGUUAAUGCUAUACCAAUAGCAUGAUAACUUAUGUUUUUGGCUAAAUGUUAAUGGCUCAAGAACUAUUACAUUAUUGGUUCCAUUACUGUUUAUGACAUUUAAAACGGCCAAAACUAUUACGUUAUCGGCCGUUAUUACCUUAUUGGUUGCUACGUACCCUUUUGUGAAAGGCGGUAAAAUGUCCUAUUUUAUUGUAAUUUAUCUUACGUCACUCUCGGUGAGAUUUUACUCAAAAAUGAUGUUGUAAACUAUUCUUUUCUGAGAUGAAUGUAAUUUAUUGAGCUGUGCAACGUUCCUGCACGGGUCGGUCGUUUUCAACGAUCGAGCCCUUCGUCUGGUCGGCAGGUGAGGAGUCGCGUUACAGCGGGGAGGCUUAAAAAGCUCACCCAACAUUGGAACUGGAAGCAGUUCUGGAUCUUUCUCGCCUCCUCGUCGAGGAUAAAAAUGUUGAAAAACGAUCACCAUGUCGGCAGCGUUGAGCAGAGCACCAGAGUUUCUUGUGUUAUUGGAGGAAAAAAAGUGUAUUGUAUAGAUGACAUUUUACCAACAAAAAAAGUGAGAAAAAAAAAAUGCAAAGAAAAUUUUGAAGAUGUACUUUUCACUCUAGUAUGAUAGUAUUUCAUAACAAUAUUAAGUUGUUGCGGUGGCAACCAAAUGUUGCAGUUACUAAAGUUUGGUAUUUUUGUAAAUGACAUUGUUAAGUUGAUUUUUUGUUUGUUUAUUUGUUUGUUUUUUUUUUGCUAGAAUUCUGUACACAAGGUAGAUUGUAAAGAAGAUAUAAACAUUUCUUAUUCUUCGAUGAGAAUAUGACAGUGACCUGAUAUUUUAAUUAGCAAAUAACAGCCUCUUUACUGACUGUAACACUUCUAGAUUUAAAAUAAUCAAUGUUAUAUAGAUAUAUAUAUAAUAAUAUAUAUAUAUAUAUAUAUAUAUAUAUAUAUAUAUGUAAGAACUAAAUAUUCUAUAAAUUAUUAAGUUCAGAUGUAACUCCUUCCCUUGACAAAGGAUCUUUCCCCACUGAGACGUUUUAUUUGAAGCGUAUUUAUCCGUAGAUUUUAGGAUUGCACUUUGUUUUUUGUUUUUUUCACUUCCUUUAGACUCCAAAGGCAUCGGUAAUUAAUUCAACAUAUUGUUGCAUAGGAAAACAAUACUUUUCUUUACUUACUAAACGAUAACGUACUGAAUGUUUUUAAAGAUAAAAAAAAAAAAUGUCUGUACGACCUGCAAAAACCUUGUGUAUGGGAUCCUUUUGAGAUUCAAGGUUUCUUGAAAUGUGUUGGCUGUCGUUGAUGAGAUGGUUUAAAAGAGAGUUAGAGAAGAUAAAUGUAAGCACUUUCUGAGCAGUUGGCCAACUGAGCAGACUCAGCUUAUCCAAACACUUUGCCUUAUCUUGAGUCCAUCGUGCUUGAGGUUUUAUGUUUUUAAUAGCUCUUAUGAAAUUUAUUAAAAAUGACUUGAACGGUCUCAAAUCCCUUCAGAGUUUCAUUUCAAAUGUAAUUCUUUAUAUCUGAGGUAAUUUGUUCUUAAAGGAUUUAAAGUUUGCAUCACAAAGUGAACAGGGAGGACUGCAAUUGAACCGGUCGCCUGGAUCUGUAGUAGCCACGUUUCCAUUGCCUUACAAUGGAACAGUUUGAGCAUGUAAUUCACAGCUUAUGACAGCAGAGGGCACUACAGUCAAGACUACAGGUUGCAGUCUCCUUUACAAAGUUUAACUGACAAUAAGACCCUCAUUGGAUUCAUAGUUUCAAUGUAAUCCUUUUAAAUGUAUUAUUUGCAUAUAUUUUGUGCUAUUUUAUGUUUAUAUAGUCAGUUGUUUCUUUGGUUCCAGCAAGAUAGUGUAAAAUCUAUUGAGAGAAAGAAAUAAAGAAAAUAAAACUAC